Arvicola amphibius (Eurasian water vole) is the source of this 3495-nucleotide messenger RNA. It is a transcript of the gene Pars2, whose product is annotated as prolyl-tRNA synthetase 2, mitochondrial. Gene Ontology annotation, molecular function: ATP binding; proline-tRNA ligase activity. Gene Ontology annotation, cellular component: cytoplasm; mitochondrion. NCBI's taxonomy places the organism in Eukaryota, Metazoa, Chordata, Mammalia, Rodentia, Cricetidae. Bases 55 to 1482 code for a protein of 475 amino acids. The record is from RefSeq and is a predicted model, not a curated record. The transcript is spliced from 2 exons. Gene Ontology annotation, biological process: prolyl-tRNA aminoacylation.
AGGCGCAGUGGCUUCGCGUGGCGGACGAGCGGGCGGCGCAGGUACCAGGGUGUCAUGGAAGGGCUGCUGAAAAGAUGCAGAGCACUGUCUGCCUUGACUUUCUGCAGCCGCCACCUCUCCAGGUAUAUUACCCACAGAUGCUACCAUUGUGCGCCAGGGAGGCGGCAGCGCUUGGUUUUAUCCCGCAUGUUCCAGCCUCAGAACCUCCGGGAAGACCAGGUGCUUCCUCUGGAGGGCAGAGCUAGCGAUCUGACCUGUAAGAGCCAGCGACUGAUGCUGCAAGUGGGCCUGAUCCUCCCAGCAAGCCCUGGCUGUUACCACCUCAUGCCCUACACGGUUCGUGCCAUGGAGAAGCUCGUCAGGGUAAUAGACCAGGAGAUGCAGGUCAUUGGAGGGCAGAAGAUCAACAUGCCGAGCCUCAGCCCCGCUGAGCUGUGGCGAGCCACCAGCCGCUGGGACCUGAUGGGCAGGGAGCUGCUGAGACUGAGAGACAGGCAUGGCAAAGAGUACUGCUUGGGACCAACUCAUGAGGAAGCGGUUACCGCCCUGGUCGCCUCCCAGAAGAAACUGUCCUACAAGCAGCUUCCCUUACUGUUGUACCAGGUUACAAGGAAGUUUCGGGAUGAGCCGAGACCCCGUUUUGGUCUUCUCCGUGGCCGGGAGUUCUAUAUGAAGGACAUGUACUCCUUUGACUCCUCCUCUGAGGCCGCCCGGGAGACCUAUGGCCUGGUGUGCGAUGCUUACUGCAGACUGUUUGAUAGGCUGGGGUUACGAUGGACGAAAGCCAGGGCAGCUGUGGGAAGCAUUGGGGGCACAUUGUCCCACGAAUUCCAGCUGCCAGUGGAUAUUGGAGAGGACCGGCUUGUGGUCUGUCCCAGCUGCCACUUCUCAGCCAACACAGAGAUACUAGACUUGUCGCAAAAAGUCUGCCCCGACUGCCAGGGCCCACUGACAGAAACCAAAGGCAUCGAGGUGGGGCACACAUUCUACCUCGGUACCAAGUACUCCUCCAUUUUCAGUGCCCAGUUUACCAAUGCCCACGGGGACCCUUCACUGGCGGAGAUGGGGUGCUAUGGCUUGGGGGUCACUCGGAUCUUGGCUGCUGCCAUCGAAGUCCUCUCUACAGAAGACUGCAUCCGCUGGCCCGGUCUCCUGGCUCCUUACCAAGUCUGCCUCAUCCCCCCUAAGAAGGGCAGUAAGGAGGCAGCGGCCACAGAGAUAGUGGAGCGCUUACACGAUGACAUCAUCGAAGCGGUGGCACAGCUCCGAGGGGAGGUCCUGCUGGAUGACAGGACCCACCUGACCAUCGGAAAUCGACUGAAAGACGCCAACAAGCUUGGCUACCCCUAUGUGGUCAUUGCCGGCAAGAGGGCCCUGGAGGACCCCGCCCACUUUGAAGUUUGGUGCCAGAACACUGGUGAGGUGGUAUUCCUCACCAAAGAGGGAAUCCUGGAACUACUGGCUAGUGUUUGUGUUGUCUAAGUGCCCAACUACACCCGUCCCUGGGCUUGGUGUCCACUGUACAACUGUAGUUCCCUCCACUUCUCUGGCUUCUCGUGGAAGGGAGAACAUGCUAGGGAACCCUGUACCCAUUCCUUCCUUAGAAUGGUUCGUAUUUAAUCAUUGACUGAUCCUCUGGACUGGCCAUCUACCAUGUGCCAAUCAUUUUGCACGUAGACACUUCCAUUAGACAGGUGAGAAAGAGACCUACGUCACUCCCUUGAAAAGCUGAUUUCUGGGUGUAAGACCAGAAUGACUGGAAGCUGGGGACCACACUUCCCUAACCUCAUCCCACAGUCUGACACAUGCCUUGCACUUCAUUCGAUCCAGAAAGCAGGGCCCUUCUCCGCUGAGGAACCAAGAGCUCCAGAGAGUCUGGCACUUGCUGCUAACUCACUGGUAAUUUGACUCGCCUGCUCCCUGCUGGGGCCUGGGGUUCCCAUUUGAAGAUGGGAGAUGGAGUUAGGUCUGUAAGGACCACAGAGCGCUCACUGACCCCACUAGACAUGUGGAUCUGGUUCCUUAUUCCUCCAAGCUUCCCAAGAAGUCCUAACUGCCUGAUGGCCCCACACUACCUCCAGAGACUUGACAUUACUGGGUUCACGUCAGCACUGAGACAAUGUUCUACUGAUUGAGUAAAGUCAGGCUUUGGGAUGAGCUUUUUUGUGUGUUAAUUUGAAACAAAAAUAGCAUCUUGGGGGCUAGAGAGAUGGCUCAGAGGUUAAGAUCACUGGCUGCUCUUCCAUAGAUCUUAAGUUCAAUUCCCAGCAACCACCAGGUGACUCGCAACCAUCUGUAAUGAGAUCUGAUGCCCUCUUCUGGUGUGCAAGCAUACAUGAAUGCAGAAUGUUGUACACAUAAUAAAUUAAAAAAUAGCAGCUGUUUCAGCAGUACAUACAAUAGCAUGUCCCCCCGCACUUGCUGGGGUGGGGAGGGUGGCAGGGGGCUGGGAAAAUGUGCUUUAAACUGUUUCUCCCAGACUUCAGGCGCAAUAGGACCAUCCUCCCACCACACCCCGCUCCCCACCACCAUGACCUUGUCCUGGGUUCUGAGUUGAAUUCCAGAGCCAUAACAGGAGUGACUGGUUGAGAGCUGACUAGGUUCUGUGGGAAAAUGGGAGCAGGGGCAGCAUUUCACAGCAGGGCCACCUCCACUCACUGCUCCAGCAUCCAGCUGAGGAACAUAGCUGAGCUUUCCAUCCCAGCGCCCCUUGUGAUCUCCACAUGUGCAGCUCACUCGUCCAUGGAAUAGUGCCAUAUUCGAGGAGGGUCUUCCCCACCCUGCCUAACACUCUAGAAAGGCUCUCCCAGACACAUACAGAGGCGGGCCUCACAAAUCUAGGUGAUUCUAAAUCCAACCAACUUGCCAAGGAAGGUAAAUUGCAGAAAGGUGUCUGGGCUCCAAAGCAGGUCCUGGAAGCUAUUAGGGCUUGGUAGAUAGAUGCCCUGGGAAACUUGACAGUGUGCUUGAGGGUGGAGUUACUGCAGGACAGCAGUAGCUAGACAGAGAUGGGAAAAGAGAAAGGAAGCCAAGCAUCCGCAAUCCCCUUAGUGCUUCUGGCCAGCGUCAAGUGGGCAGCCACCUCUGGCCACAUGCUGUUACGUCUAAGCGCAUGGGUCCAUGUGACUGAACUGAACCCUCUGAAACCCAAAUAGUCUCUCUUUGGGUUGUCUCUUUGGGGUAUUUUGAUCAAGUGGCAUGAGAUGUAAUUUGCCUUUGAGCAAGCAUAGGUCAGGUUGCCUGGCAGAGGCUCUUAGUUUACUGCACAUUGGGGUCCCUGGGUCCCUUACAGAGCUUCUGGUUCUCUAAGUGGGGUCGUGGCUUAGGACUCUGGUUGUAGUGCGAAUCAUCAAGAGUGCCUGGAGUAAGAUCAUCUGCCUCCAAACCCAUGUUAUCAGUUAUUUCUUUGAUUUCAGUGGGGCAUCAGGCUAAUGCUGCCUGUGUUUGGGGGUUUUUGUUUUUUUAAAAUUGUGUGUGUGUGUGUGUGUGUAUGUA